This is a messenger RNA of Beta vulgaris subsp. vulgaris (sugar beet), 1239 nucleotides long. RefSeq names its product ras-related protein YPT3. NCBI's taxonomy places the organism in Eukaryota, Viridiplantae, Streptophyta, Magnoliopsida, Caryophyllales, Amaranthaceae. Gene Ontology annotation, cellular component: endosome. The record is from RefSeq and is a predicted model, not a curated record. The coding region runs from base 289 to 942 and encodes 217 amino acids. The transcript has 2 exons. Gene Ontology annotation, molecular function: GTP binding; GTPase activity.
AAGAAGAAAAAGCAAAGACAAAGCAGUCAAAAUUCAGACAAAAUUACUCUCUCAAAUUUCAGCAAAGCAUCAAAGUAAAGUCCACCCUCCACUCCACCUCCAUUACCAAAAAGCCCAGUACAGAAAAACAUAAUAAAAAAAGGGUUAAAAAAAAGGGGGAAGCACUCAAAUCAUCCAUCAACAAGCAAUUCCACUACUCACUUCUCUCUCCUCAAUCAAUUCUGGGCAAAAUCCAUCACUCUCAAACGGUCGAAUUUGCUAAAAAAAACUUCAAAAAGAGGUUCAGAAAUGGCAGGGUAUAGAACAGAUGAUGAUUAUGAUUACUUGUUUAAACUUGUUUUAAUUGGAGAUUCAGGAGUGGGUAAGUCAAAUUUACUAUCGAGAUUCACAAAAAAUGAGUUUAAUCUGGAGUCUAAAUCUACUAUUGGGGUUGAGUUUGCAACUCGGAGUUUGACUGUUGAUGGUAAGGUCAUUAAAGCUCAGAUUUGGGAUACUGCUGGCCAAGAAAGGUACCGAGCCAUAACUAGUGCCUACUAUCGAGGAGCUGUUGGUGCUUUACUCGUAUAUGAUGUCACCCGAAAAGCUACUUUUGAGAACGCUUUAAGGUGGCUAAGAGAGCUAAGAGAGCACACUGAUCCAAAUGUUGUAGUCAUGCUAAUUGGGAACAAGUCAGAUCUUCGACAUCUUGUGGCUGUCACAACUGAUGAAGGAAAGGCUGUUGCUGAGCAAGAGGGGCUCUUUUUCAUGGAAACUUCUGCUCUUGAGGCAACCAAUGUGGAAUUAGCUUUUACGGAGGUUCUCACUCAGAUUCAUCGUAUUGUGAGCAAGAAGGCUGUCGAGGCUGGUGAUGCUUCUGCAUCUGUUGUUCCAUCCCAGGGAGAGAAUAUCAACAUAAAAAAUGAGGGAUCAGCUUGGAAGAAGAUGGGAUGUUGCUCUAACUAGUUGUUAUUGUUAGUAAGUCUUUGCUGCUAUACUUUUUUGUUUCCCUUGGGAAAAAUUUCUUACUGGUUGAAUUUCAGCAGGCCGCCUUGAUUAAAAAGAAAGAAUAGGGAUUUUUAAUGUCUAUAUAUUAGUAAAUGUUCUAGAUGCUUACAUUUUAGUAGAAGUGAUUUGGAAAAAAUUUCUUUUUGUUUUUAAGCCUGGACUAUGAUUUAUGUUCAUAAUUGUUAUUAGAACAUCACCUGGAUGAUGCAGCAGAUUACUGGGUAACCUCUGUUAAUUGAAUCUGCCUUUCUGCCA